Messenger RNA from Striga hermonthica, 996 nucleotides. NCBI's taxonomy places the organism in Eukaryota, Viridiplantae, Streptophyta, Magnoliopsida, Lamiales, Orobanchaceae. The record is from the annotation of a GenBank genome assembly.
AUGGUGCAAGAAAAGAAACUGAUUGAUGAAGUCUCCGGCUGGCUAAAAUUGUACGACGACGGCUCCGUGGACAGGAUGUGGACUGGGCCGCCCCAAUUCAAGUUCAUGUCCGACCCGGUCCCUCCCCACCCCCACUUCAUAGACGGAGUAUCCGCCACUGACUACACCACCCCCGGCGGCCUGAAAAUCCGCAUCUACCUGCCGGAGAUCCCAGGAGACGGCAGAAUCCCAAUCCUCCUACACUUCCACGGCGGCGGGUUCUGCAUCAGCGAGGCCGACUGGUAUAUGUACUACGCCGCCUACACCCGCCUCGCCCGGACAGUCGGCGCCGCCGUGGUCUCCGUCUACCUCCGCCGCGCGCCAGAGCACCGCCUCCCUGCCGCCUGCGACGACGGUCUCGCCGCCCUCCUCUGGCUACGAUCCGUCGCAGCCGGGGACUCUCCCCGCCCGCCUCCGCUACGCGCCGCCGACCCCCGCCGCGUCUUCCUCGUCGGAGACAGCUCCGGCGGGAACAUUGUCUACCAGGUGGCGGCGCGCGCGGGGCGCGAGGAUCUGGGCCCUCUGAGGAUCGCCGGCGCGAUCCCGAUCCACCCGGGGUUCUGCCGGUCGCGGCGGAGCAGGUCAGAGGUGGAGCAGCCGGAGACGCCGUUCCUGACGCUGGACAUGGUGGACAAGUUCUUGAAUCUGGCACUGCCGGUUGGAGCCACCAAGGACCACCCCAUCACGUGCCCGAUGGGGAAAGAUGCGCCGCCAUUGGAGGGGGAGAUUCUGCCGCCGUACCUGUACUGCGUGGCGCGGCAGGAUCUGUUGUGGGACACGGAGAUGGAGUUCUACGAGGCAAUGAUAGAGGCGAGAAAGGAAAUUGAGGUUUUCGUGAGCGAGGGCGUGGGCCAUAGCUUCUACCUGAACAAGGUUGCGGUGGAUAACGACGCCGCAACCGCAGAGCAGACUCGGAAGCUCUUCCACAGGAUCGCACACUUUGUCGCCGGACACUGA